GCUUUGCACAUAUAUAUAUGUACACACACAAAAUAUAAAGUACUCUGAGUGACUGUGCACAGUUUCUUUUGUGUAUAAAGACAGACGACAACCAUUUCAGGAAGUACUGUACUGCGACAGCUAAGGACCACGCCUGUUUAUUUGAAGCUGAGAUGCACAGACAAUUCCCAAAGCUCACGCUGACCGAGAUAGAUGAGCAAGUCCGGGUGAUUGCGGAGAAGGUCUUUGCCUCCGCGAUGCAGGAGGAGGACAUCAAGGAUGCCGUGUCCUUGUUCGACGUGCCCGAUGACUGUCCGAUCAGCAAGAAGGAGGCCAAGGAGAGGGAGCUGCAGAAGGGGAUCACAGAGCAGCAGUCUGAGGCCACCGCAAAGAGGAAGAGGAGUAUGAGGAUGAUCCGAUCCCAAUCUUUGUUCUUGCAAAUCCCAGCAGCGGAUGGAACACUCCCAGUCGUUACCCCGGUCUCAUCUCCGCAGUUACCCAAUGCUGCAUCCUCUCUGUUAGUUGACAUACAACUGCCCUACGAUGUGCCUGAAUUUCAGAGAGUGACUAUCACAGGAGACUACUGCUCGGGGAUCACAGUGGAGGAUUAUGAACAUUCGGCCAAGGGGCUCAUCAAAGCCCUGUUUAUCCGGGAGAAGUACAUGCGCCUCGCCUACCAAAGCUUCCCCAGGACCACAGCCCAGUUCCUGCGCAUACUUGAGAACGAAAAAUGGACAGAUGAAAAUGAGGUGCUGCCAGAUAUCUGCCCACCUCCUAGAAAUGGAGAGGAUCCUUACAGCUUCAGUGACAUUCCAGAGAACACAGAAUGGGUGGCCAAGUUGAAGGACGGAGUCAUCUUCGUCUACGACAACAAGGAGAAGCUGGAGAAGGACAUACCGAAGAGCCUUCCCUACCCCGACCUGGAGACCUUCACCCUGGACUUCAGUCACAUCCUUGCCCUCAUCGCUGAUGGUCCCACGAAGACAUACUGCCACCGGAGACUGAACUUUCUGACGUCUAAGUUCACCCUGCACGAAAUGCUGAACGAGAUGGCAGAGCUGAAGGAGCUGAAGAGUGUGCGGCACCGAGACUUCUAUAACGUUAGAAAAGUGGACACCCACAUUCACGCCGCCGCCUGCAUGAGUCAGAAGCACUUGCUGCGGUUUAUUAAGCAAACCAGCAAAGAUGAACCUGACCGCAUUGUCCAUGAGAAAAGAGGCGAGAAGAUAACACUGAGAGAACUGUUCGCCAAUCUCAAAAUGGAUCCUUACGACCUAACCGUGGACUCGCUGGAUGUGCAUGCGGGUCGUCAGACAUUCCACCGAUUUGAUAAAUUCAACUCUAAAUACAAUCCGGUCGGGGCGAGUGAACUGAGGGACCUUUACUUGAAAACUGAUAAUUACAUGAAUGGGGAGUACUUUGCUCGUAUCAUCAAGGAGGUUGCUCACGAACUGGAAGAAAGCAAGUACCAGCAUGCAGAACCCCGCUUGUCCAUCUACGGAAGGUCACCCAACGAAUGGACCAAUUUGGCCAAGUGGUUUAUUGACCAGAAGGUGUACUCGCCAAACCUUCGCUGGAUCAUUCAGGUUCCUCGGAUUUACGAUAUAUUUCGAUCGAAAAAUAUCCUACCCAACUUUGGCAAAAUGCUGGAGAAUAUCUUCAUGCCUCUGUUCGAAGCGACCAUUAACCCCAAGAAAAACAAGGAGCUUCACCUUUUCCUGAAAUAUGUCACUGGCUUCGACAGCGUUGAUGACGAAUCCAAGCACACCCCUCACAUGUUCUCAUUAAAGAGCCCGAGACCUGGAAUGUGGACAAAUGAGCAGAAUCCCCCUUACAGCUGUUACUUGUACUACAUGUACUCAAAUAUCAUGGUGCUCAACAACUUGAGAAAGGAGCGAGGUUUGAGCACUUUCGUAUUCCGCCCUCAUUGUGGGGAGGCUGGAUCCAUCACACACUUGGUCUCAGCGUUUCUCACGGCUGACAACAUUUCACAUGGACUCAAUCUGAAAAAGAGUCCGGUGCUUCAGUACCUCUACUACCUUGUUCAGCUCCCCAUCGCCAUGUCUCCACUCAGCAACAACAGUCUUUUCUUAGAGUACUCCAAGAGCCCACUGCCAGAGUUCCUGCACAAAGGCCUCAAAGUCUCUCUUUCUACAGAUGAUCCCAUGCAGUUCCAUUAUACAAAGGAAGCAUUGAUGGAAGAGUACGCGAUUGCUGCUCAAGUCUGGAAAUUCAGCACCUGUGACCUAUGUGAGAUAGCGCGAAACAGCGUGCUGCAGAGUGGGCUGUCCCAUAUGGAAAAGCAGCACUUCCUGGGAACGAAUUACUUAAAGGAAGGGCCUGAGGGGAAUGAUAUCCGAAGGACAAAUGUGGCACAAAUCCGGAUGGCCUAUCGGUAUGAGACGCUGUGCACUGAGCUUUCCUUGUUAAUUGAUGCAAUGAAAUCAACUGAGAUCUGCGCGGCACAAGAUUAAAAUCGAUUACUGAUCAAAGGAGUGACAGGAGUAUGGAAUGGAUUAGAUUUUGGCAGUCUAACCCAAGUGAUCUCUCAAUAAUGCUAUUGAUAGUGCACUUGGUUCUUAACUAGUUCACCUCAGUUCUUGUCUCAUUAUGUACCAAAUAUUUUAAUGCAUGCAUUUCAAAAUAUCAUGUAUGCUAUUGAAUUACUCGAUUGAAAUUUACCUAUUUUUAAAAAAUAAAAUGAUAUCAGAGGAUGCAAUUUGUCAAUAUAUAGUAUAUAGCAGUCUAUAAAGUGUGCAAUACAUCAGUUGUAAAUUAAUCCAUACAGAUUAUCUUUCCAGAGUAAAGUAUGCAUUCAUUUCUUCCCAUAUUUACUGAAAUACUAAUUCAGUCAGAGGAUAGUUAAGAGUUGACUUAAGGUGUUCUGAGCACUUUGGUAUUGGGGAGGUGGAUUAUCUUUGAAUGUUAUGUUCAUUUUUAUAAUUUUACAAAUAAAGGCUCAUUGAAUUGCA
This is a messenger RNA of Callorhinchus milii (elephant shark), 2951 nucleotides long. It is a transcript of the gene ampd3a, whose product is annotated as adenosine monophosphate deaminase 3a. Gene Ontology annotation, cellular component: cytosol. The transcript has 15 exons. The coding region runs from base 153 to 2453 and encodes 766 amino acids. The record is from RefSeq and is a predicted model, not a curated record. Gene Ontology annotation, molecular function: AMP deaminase activity. Gene Ontology annotation, biological process: AMP metabolic process; IMP salvage. Lineage: Eukaryota; Metazoa; Chordata; Chondrichthyes; Chimaeriformes; Callorhinchidae.